AUGGCUUGCUACAUAUGGCCCAAGAAGUUUUCAGGACAUAGAGGACAAGUGUGGAGUGAAAGGUAUGGAUUUUCCCAGGAUGAGAAACCCAGCACUGCCCGGGGGAGGCGGCAGGGGGCGCCCGGCGGGCUCCACCAGUGCCUGCUGCGGGCCUGCGAGGCUGAGGGCGCCCACCUCACCUCCGUACCCUUCGGGGAGCUCGACUUCGGGGAGACGGCCGUGCUCGACGCCUUCUACGACGCAGAUGUUGCUGUGGUGGACAUGAGCGAUAUCUCCAGACAGCCUUCACUCUUCUACCAUCUUGGAGUCCGUGAAAGCUUUGACAUGGCCAAUAACGUGAUCCUGUACCACGACACCGAUGCUGACACUGCUCUUUCUUUGAAGGAUAUGGUAACUCAAAAAAACACAGCAUCCAGUGGAAAUUAUUAUUUCAUCCCAUACAUCGUGACACCAUGCGCUGAUUAUUUUUGCUGUGAGAGUGAUGCCCAGCGGCGUGCCUCAGAGUACAUGCAGCCCAACUGGGACACCCUCCUGGGUCCACUGUGUGUGCCUCUGGUGGACAGGUUUACUAGCCUCCUCAAGGACAUCCAUGUGACCUCAUGUGCUUAUUACAAAGAAACCUUGUUAAAUGACAUCCGGAGAGCCAGAGAAAAAUACCAGGGUGAUGAACUGGCCAAGGAGCUGGCUCGGAUCAAACUCCGCAUGGAUAACACUGAGGUUCUGACCUCAGACAUCGUCAUUAAUUUACUGCUAUCCUAUCGCGAUAUCCAGGACUAUGAUGCAAUGGUGAAGCUGGUAGAAACACUGGAGAUGCUGCCUACGUGUGAUCUGGCUGACCAGCAUAACAUUAAAUUCCACUAUGCGUUUGCACUGAAUAGGAGAAACAGCGCAGGUGAUCGUGAGAAGGCCCUGCAGGUCAUGCUCCAGGUUCUGCAGAGCUGUGACCACCCGGCCCCUGACAUGUUCUGCCUCUGUGGGAGGAUCUACAAGGACAUCUUCUUAGAUUCGGACUGCAAAGAUGAUGCCAGCAGAGACAGUGCCAUCGAAUGGUAUCGCAAAGGGUUUGCCCUCCAGCCAUCCCUUUAUUCAGGAAUCAAUCUUGCAGUAUUGCUGAUAGUUGCUGGACAACAAUUUGAAACUUCCAUGGAGCUGAGGAAAAUAGGUGUCCGGCUGAACAGUUUGUUGGGAAGAAAAGGGAGCUUGGAGAAAAUGAACAACUACUGGGAUGUAGGUCAGUUCUUCAGUGUCAGCAUGUUGGCCAAUGAUGUUGGGAAGGCUGUCCAGGCAGCAGAGAGGUUGUUCAGACUGAAACCUGCCAUCUGGUACCUGCGGUCAUUAGUUCAGAACUUGUUGUUAAUUCAGCGUUUCAAGAAACCCAUUAUUGAACAUUCACCCAGGCAAGAACGGCUGAACUUCUGGCUAGAUAUAAUUUUUGAGGCAACAAAUGAAGUUACUAAUGGACUCAGAUUUCCAGUUUUGGUGAUAGAACCAACCAAAGUCUACCAGCCAUCGUAUGUCUCCAUAAACAGUGAAGCUGAGGAGAGGACCGUUUCUCUGUGGCAUGUCUCACCCACAGAAAUGAAACAAAUUCAUGAAUGGAAUUUUACAGCUUCUUCCAUUAGAGGAAUAAGCAUAUCCAAGUUUGAUGAACGGUGUUGUUUUCUUUACGUCCAUGAUAAUUCUGAUGACUUUCAAAUCUACUUUUCCACUGAAAACCAGUGCAGUAGGUUUUGCUCUUUGGUCAAAGAGAUGAUAACCAAUGGAGUGGGCAGCACAGUGGAGCUGGAGGGAGAGACUGAUGGGGAUACCUUAGAGUAUGAGUAUGACCAUGAUGUGAAAGGUGAGAGAGUGGUGCUGGGGAAGGGCACGUAUGGAGUCGUGUACGCUGGCAGAGAUCUGAGCAAUCAAGUGCGAAUAGCCAUCAAAGAAAUUCCAGAGAGAGAUAGCAGGUACUCCCAGCCUCUGCACGAGGAGAUUGCCCUGCACAAGUACCUCAAGCACCGCAACAUCGUUCAGUACCUAGGCUCCGUGUCCGAGGACGGCUACAUCAAGAUAUUUAUGGAGCAGGUGCCUGGGGGAAGCCUUUCAGCUCUUCUGCGAUCAAAGUGGGGGCCGAUGAAGGAGCCCACCAUCAAAUUCUACACCAAGCAGAUCCUGGAAGGCCUCAAAUACCUGCACGAAAACCAGAUUGUGCACAGAGACAUCAAGGGUGAUAAUGUUCUGGUGAACACCUAUAGUGGAGUGGUGAAGAUCUCUGAUUUUGGCACCUCGAAACGUCUUGCAGGAGUGAAUCCGUGUACGGAGACUUUUGCUGGCACUCUGCAGUACAUGGCACCUGAGAUUAUCGAUCAAGGCCCUCGUGGGUAUGGCGCCCCGGCUGAUAUCUGGUCCCUGGGCUGCACCAUCAUUGAGAUGGCCACCGGCAAGCCUCCGUUCCAUGAGCUCGGUGAACCACAGGCAGUGAUGUUCAGGGUGGGGAUGUUUAAGAUCCACCCAGAGAUUCCGGAAACCCUCUCAGCUGAUGCCAGAGCCUUCCUUUUAUCCUGUUUUGAGCCUGACCCCCACAAACGUGCCACUGCCGUGGGCCUGCUCCAAGAGGGAUUCUUCAGGCAGGUGAACAAGGGCAAGAAGAACCGGAUUGCUUUCAAGCCAGCAGAGGGUCCCCGGGGCGCCGUGCUGACCCUGCCCCCGUCCGGGGAGCUGCCAGGCAGCAGCAGCAGUGAGCAUGGCUCCGUCUCCCCGGACUCCGACGCCCAGCCCGACGCGUUCUUCGAGAAGUCCCGGCUGCCGGUGCAGCGGCUCAGCCACCUGCUCAGUGUUCCGGAUGAGAGUUCGGCCUUGGAGGACCGGAGCGCAGCCUCGUCCCCGGAAGACAGGGACCCGGGCCUUUUCCUGCUGCGAAAGGACAGUGAGCGCCGCGCCAUCCUCUACAAAAUCCUCUGGGAGGAGCAGAAUCAGGUGGCUUCCAACCUGCAGGAGUGCGUGGCCCAGAGUUCAGAAGAGUUGCAUCUCUCAGUCGGCCACAUCAAGCAAAUAAUUGCGAUCCUGAGAGACUUCAUCCGCUGCCCAGAGCACAGGGUGAUGGCAUCCACAAUAUCAAAGCUCAAGGUGGACUUGGACUUUGACAGCUCAUCCAUCAGUCAGAUUCACCUGGUACUGUUUGGAUUUCAAGAUGCUGUAAAUAAAAUUUUGAGGAACCACUUAAUUAGGCCCCACUGGAUGUUUGCAAUGGACAACAUCAUCCGACGAGCAGUGCAGGCUGCGGUCACCAUCCUCAUCCCAGAGCUCCAAGCCCACUUUGAGCCUGCCUCAGAGACCGAAGGCGUGGAAAAGGACACGGAUGAGAUGGAAGAGGACUAUCCCCCGGCAGACCCGCCUGCAAGUGAGGCACAGGUGGCCCGUGGAUGGAGCGAGCUGGCUUCAGCAGUUGCCCAGGAGGCCCCACCCCAGCAGCAUCUGAGCUUUCAGCUGAGCAAACUGAGGCAGGAGACCAGCAGACUUUUGGAACACCUAGUUCAAAAAGAGAUAGAGUACCAGAAUCUUCUACGGCACAUCCUUGAACAGAAAACUCAAGAAUUACACCACCUUCGGUUACAAUUCACCUCCAACGAGAACUCAGUGUCCCCUCCUGGGUCUCAUGAGCAGCGAACAGAUAAAGAGCUUGUCGAUUGGUUGCAACUGCAAGGAGCAGAUACGAGAACAAUUGAAAAGGUAAGCUGAGAAUCAAACCAUUCAUAGGCUGUUAUUACAAAGCUGCUUAGCUCUUGAUGUAUGUGAUCUUUGUUUCAGAUUCUUGAAGAGGGUUACACACUGUCUGAUAUUCUUAAUGAUAUCACUAAGGAAGACCUAAGGUACCUUAGACUACGGUAAGAAUAGCCUCAAAACAUUUUGUGUAACAGAAAACGGCUUUUUUGGUGUGGAUAGGCUUUUACAUAAAAGCAGCAGAAAACAAAGUGCUGGUAACUUUCCCCCUUUCCCUUAGAAAACAAAAACUACCCAACCUCAUUCCAAACUCUGGAGUUUCCAAGGGUAAAGUUGGGGAAAAGCUGAGAGGGAGCAGAAACUAAAGGCCCAGUAGGCAAAGUCAACAAACAGACUGCCAGGCUGGGAGUGGAAUGAGGAAAGACAGGAGUUGACAGCAGGCUACACGCAAACCCUUUCAUUCUCCUCCACUGGUCAUCUUUAAUAGCCUACUUAGCACAGAUGCCCUGGCACCCCUGUACAUACCUCUAAGGCCACAUCCCACUUGUGCUGGGGUAGAAAUUUCACUUCCAUAUGUGAAGGGAACAUAUCCCCAUUUUAGUUUUUAAGUUAGAGACUGCAUUUUUAAGACUAGCCAGCAAAACUAGACAAGUCUAAAAGUACAUACUAUAGCUUUUGCCAUAAGGGCUUCUUAAAGAAGUAUUGUGUGGUACUGCUUUGAAGUUAUCUUUUCUUAUGACUCACUCUAAGGAAGACUUCUGUUUGUUCGUAGCGGUGGCCUUCUCUGCAGGCUCUGGACUGCAGUCUCCCAGUACAGAAGACGGACUCAGGGGGCCCCAGCAAACCAAGAUGAGGCUUAAUAAUCAGCCACGUGGGGGAUAGAGGGAAGCCAGAGCUGACAUCUUUGUUAAAGCUUCUGUUACAUACACACCAAUCUUGCUGUGAUUCCACAAGGAAAACACCACUGUUCAUUGAACAGAUUUAAGAACUUGAAGUUCUAAAGAAUUAUGGGAAAAU
Messenger RNA from Odocoileus virginianus texanus, 4719 nucleotides. NCBI's taxonomy places the organism in Eukaryota, Metazoa, Chordata, Mammalia, Artiodactyla, Cervidae. The record is from RefSeq and is a predicted model, not a curated record.